AUGUAUAGUAAUAAAUACUCUGCACCAACUUCACCCACUCUUUCAGCAAGGACUUCAAGUUCUAUCACUCAUUCAAUUAGAACAGCCGAACCAAUUUCCAAUCCAAGCGUCAUUCUUACUCGUACUGAUAUACGCUCUUCGAUUGAAGCUUACGAACAACUUUUAGCAGCUGCCAAAAUAUAUAGGAAUCAAUUGAUGGCUCUUGCACAAGCUACAGCUAAUUUUGGUCAAUCCUUGGAAAGAAUUGCUCAUUGUAAAGGAGCUUUGGAAAGUUCUAGUUUUCAAGCUGCUGCUGGUUUACAUUACCUUACAUCAAAUCAUCAACAACUUUUGGAAAAUUAUGAUAAAUCAUUAGCAGAGAUGAGUAAAAAAAUUAAAGAAACAGAAGCAGAAAAUUUACGAAUUGGUCGUAAACGUCAAAGAGAUCUUACACAAUUUCGCCAUGCUUUACAAGAUUUGACUAGACAAGUGGAGGAUUUAGACCGAUUAAAAGCUGAAUAUCACAGACAAACAUUAGAAAAUGAACAAAAUAAUCUUAAAUAUAUUCUUUCAAAAGUCUCAACAGUUGUUAAAGCUGAAGUAGAUAUUUUUGAUAGAAUAUCUAGUAAAGGUUUAGCGGAUCCUUUGUUAGAAGCUAUGACAACACAAAGCCCCGAUCCUUUUUGUACGUACCAAACAGCAGAUCAAUUUUCUGAAAUAUUUAGCAUUCUCCCGCCAGUUCCAAUUAUCAAUAAUACUGUUGACAUUUCGAGUACAACUACAUCAAUAUUAAAUGAUGGUUUUCAAACUCACAGUAGCAAGAAUAGUUCCCAAAAGGAAGCUAUUGAUGAAGAAGAUGGCGAUAGUGAUGAAGCUCAAGGAAUCUUUAAAAGCGUUAUUUCUUCACAUUAUAUUCAGUCUCAAAAAAUUUUCUCUGAUGUUAACAGUAAUGAUAUUGACAAUAAUAUUAAACAAUGA
Entrophospora candida is the source of this 957-nucleotide messenger RNA. Lineage: Eukaryota; Fungi; Glomeromycota; Glomeromycetes; Entrophosporales; Entrophosporaceae. The record is from the annotation of a GenBank genome assembly.